This is a messenger RNA of Trametes versicolor FP-101664 SS1, 1131 nucleotides long. RefSeq lists its product as uncharacterized. Bases 1 to 1131 code for a protein of 376 amino acids. The record is from RefSeq and is a predicted model, not a curated record. The transcript is spliced from 3 exons. Lineage: Eukaryota; Fungi; Basidiomycota; Agaricomycetes; Polyporales; Polyporaceae.
AUGGGUCAAUAUUGGAAGUUCUUCAACGUCAACAGACUAGAGUACGCGGACCCGGUGGGUUGGUUCAAGCUCGGGUGUAUCUUCUACGACAAGCAGCCGUUCCUCGUACGCAGCUUAGCCAUACCCUAUCCUGUGCCCGAACUCGCAGGAUUCCUCGCAAAUGCCCCCCCACCGGGAUCCAUCGCCAAGAAAGGUCUGCUUUCGCUUCCGGACGAAAUUCUCGACAUGAUUCUCAAUCACGACGACCUACCCCUCCUCGACGGUGUAUGCCUUGCCGUCACGUGCAAGAAACUGCUCUCAAUCGCCGAGGGGAACCUGCUCAAGGCGGGCCGCACCUAUGGCUCUGCCGGUUGGGCGGACUGUCAGCUUGUAUGCCUCGGAGACUACGCAGACCUGGACAGCCUGCCGGAAAGGCUGUUGCCCCCUGCUCAAAAGGACCGUAUCCUCGAGAGCCUCAAGGCGAAGGGCGUAGAUCCUGAGGGCAGCUAUGGCGGACUCAUCGAAAUCGGCACAGAGGCAACCCAAUAUCGCGGCGUACAUGACUUCCCAAAAUUUGUGGAGAAGCUGUCCAUGCCGGACCGUCGCCUGUUCGUCGCGGCGCUCGCCGUGACGUUCCCCGCGCGCGACGACUGGGCGCUGUGCAACACUACGAAACGCGAGUACGUCCGCGCGGGUGCGCUCGCGGAGCUGAGCGGCCAGCCGGAUGACGUCCAGCCGUUCCUGAGGGCGUCUCCGGUAGACUUGGGCACAGCGCUCUUCACGCGGUUCUGCUACUCGCCGUCCCCCGACACUGCGCUCCCAAACACGUCGGUCAACAUCCACGAUGGGAAGUGGGUCGGCGAUCGGGUCACCAUCGACACGCUCGAGAGGAUGAAACUGGACCAACCGGGACAUCCGUGGAAGGACGUAACGGACGAGGUCGUCGCGGACAUCGAGGCCAUCUACCAGGACGAGUACCCUGAAGACUGGGAAGAGGAGCUCACGAAGAUGCACGGACCGUGCAGCUCCUGGUAUUUCCAAUGGGACAACGCAUACGAGCUGAAGGCUCUGCUACCAAGCCCGGAGGAGCAGAAGCGUCGCGAGCGCAUGAAGGAAAGACUUUGUAAGCUGAGGACGUCUGAUGAUUACUGA